GAAAAGCCCGCUGGAUCCUCCACUGACCUGCUGUUCUUUCCUGCUUUCCUCUCGCGUUUUUUCCACAUUUAGAUUAAAAACAAAGCCCUCACUCUCUCUCUUUCUCUCUCUCCCUUCUCCCCUCCCUCCUUCUUCUUCUUCUUCUUCUUCUCCCUCUUCUCCUUCUUCUUUUCUGCGGCAGCAGUCAACGUAGAGGCUUCAGCGUGUCAUAGAGAGGUUGAAGAGGAGGAAAAAGCAGUGAAGACGACUGUUUGGACGGAGCACAGUGUGUGUUUAUGUUUGUAUGUUUCGCCAUUGGACGGCCGGGUGAAGGGGCACGAGGAGAAGAGGAGGAGGAGGAGCAGGAGAACAGGGGAGCCUGCCUGGAUGAAAUUCUCUCUGUCAUGUCACUACGUGUGGACCUUGACUGAUCACAGGGUGAGGAAAAGAGAGAGACAUUGAGAGGAAGACGAGGAGGAGGAGGAAGAGGAGAGAGAGAGCGGAGGACAAACUGAGACUUUGGUUUCACUGGGAAAAGAAGAAGGAUCCAGGAGGAGGAGGUUAAGUCUGGUGCUCCGUUUUAUCAUGACAUUGUGGGAUAAACGAACCAACGGACUGAGCACUCUUCAGUUGUGUGUCAACAGGAAUUCGCCUUAGAAGACAGAGAGAAGGAAAGCUGGGAAGAAAAGGAGGAAAGAGACUCUGGAAGAGUAAAGACUGCUGUGUUCAGCCCAGCUAAGGAGCAAAGACUGGACUUACUGAGUGUGUGUGAGAGUGUGUGUGUUUGGGGGUUUGUGUGUGUGUGUGUGUGGCUGUGUAACCGGUGGAGGGCAGAGGAGUGGAGGGCCAGGGGACUAACCUGGCCAUCAAACGGACUGGCAGCCUCUCCUCUCCUGGGAUCAUGUACCCUCAGGGCAGGCAUCCGGUCCCCUUGCAGCCCGGCCAGUCUUUCAAGUUCACAGUCCUGGAAACUCUGGACCGUAUCAAGGAGGAAUUCCAGUUCCUUCAGGCUCAAUAUCACAGCCUGAAGCUGGAGUGUGAGAAGCUGGCCAGUGAGAAGACUGAGAUGCAAAGGCACUACAUCAUGUAUUAUGAAAUGUCCUACGGUCUCAACAUUGAGAUGCACAAACAGGCGGAGAUUGUCAAGCGUCUCAGUGCCAUCUGUGCUCAGAUCAUCCCUUUCCUCUCUCAAGAGCACCAGCAACAAGUGGUCCAAGCAGUGGAGAGAGCCAAGCAGGUCACCAUGGCAGAACUCAAUGCCAUUAUCGGGCAGCAGCAGCUCCAGCACCUGUCUCACCAUGCCCCUGGCAUCCCCCUGACACCACACCCAUCAGGCUUGUCGCUGGGCGCAGGGGGCUCAGGGCUUCUGGCACUGACUGGAGCUCUGGGGGUCUCAGCCCACCUUGCGUCCAAAGAUGAGCGCAACCACCUCGAUCCUGAACAUCUUCGAGAGGGAGCACCCAGCAGGAGUAAGUCAGUGUCAUCAACAGACAGUCAACCCGCUGAGGAGCGCCAGGGCCCAUCAGGAGGCUAUUCCUCCUCGCAGGGAGGAGCCGAGGCCAAGAGGAGGCGCUGUGAUGACAAAGAUCCUCUGCCACCACACUCCUAUGACAGUGAUGGAGACAAGAGUGAAGACAAUCUUGUGGUGGAUGUCUCCAAUGAGGAGCCCAACUCUCCUGCAGGCAGCCCUCCUCACUCCCCCCACGGCAACGGGUUAGACCGGGCUCCUACCCUAAGGAAAGAGCUCCCGGGCUCCUCAAGCACAGGAGAGGCCCCUUCUACCCCUAACCCCCACAGUCCCACCCCAGGCAAGGCCAAGGAUCCUGCACAGAUGGAUAAGUCCCAGUCUCCACUGUCUAAGUCUGGCACCCCGUCCCCGUCCCACCGUGAGGCCCUUACCCCUGGAGGACCAGGAGCUCCUGGUCCCAGCACCUCCUGCCUUCGUCUGGUCAGCAAAGCACCAACCAGUGCAGACCCCCUUGCUCUCCGCAGUCCCAUGUCUGUGCCCCCCGGGUCAUACCCGGCUCAUUUUGGCGUGGUGUCCCACGCAGGACUGAAUGGGGAGCUGGCCAGCCCAGGAGGUUUUGGUGGGGCUCUAACUCUCUCCCCACAAAUCAGCGCAGCGGCCAGCGCCUACUCCCGAAGCCCCAUGGUGGCUUAUGACUCUCGGUCUCACCUGAGAGCAUCAGGGCUGCCCUCCUCUCUGCCUGGCUCCUCUGGUGGAAAGCCCGCCUACUCGUUCCAUGUCAGCGCAGACGGCCAGAUGCAGCCCGUGCCCUUUCCCCCUGACGCCCUGCUGGGCCCAGGAAUUCCUCGCCACGCCCGUCAGAUUCACACCCUGAGCCAUGGAGAGGUGGUGUGUGCGGUCACCAUCAGCACCUCCACGCGCCACGUCUACACUGGAGGAAAGGGCUGCGUCAAGGUGUGGGACAUCAGCCAGCCGGGGAGCAAGAGCCCCAUGGCCCAGCUGGACUGCCUGAACAGGGAUAACUACAUCCGCUCCUGUAAAAUUCUCCCUGACGGGCGAACCUUGAUCGUGGGCGGAGAGGCCAGCACGCUGUCAAUCUGGGAUUUGGCCACACCCACUCCUCGCAUCAAGGCGGAGCUGACAUCGUCUGCUCCCGCCUGCUACGCUCUGGCCAUCUCCCCUGACAACAAGGUCUGCUUCUCCUGCUGCAGCGACGGCAACAUCGUCGUCUGGGACCUUCACAACCAGACGCUGGUCAGACAGUUCCAGGGCCACACAGAUGGAGCGAGCUGCAUCGACAUCUCCAACGAUGGCACCAAGCUGUGGACGGGAGGGCUGGACAACACAGUCCGCUGUUGGGACCUCCGAGAGGGACGCCAACUCCAGCAACAUGACUUCACCUCUCAGAUCUUCUCUCUGGGCUACUGUCCGACAGGCGAGUGGCUGGCUGUGGGAAUGGAGAGCAGUAACGUGGAAGUCCUGCACGUCUCCAAACCCGACAAGUACCAGCUGCACCUCCACGAGAGCUGCGUUCUCUCACUCAAGUUUGCCUACUGCGGCAAGUGGUUUGUGAGCACAGGGAAAGACAAUCUGUUGAAUGCAUGGAGGACGCCAUAUGGAGCUAGUAUUUUUCAGUCCAAGGAGUCCUCGUCUGUGCUGAGCUGUGAUGUCUCCCCAGACGACAAGUACAUAGUGACGGGCUCCGGGGACAAGAAGGCCACGGUGUAUGAGGUGGUGUACUGAGGGCCGGGACGAGAUGGCAAGGGACAGGACGGAGACAUUGGGGUGGAUUUUGGGGGGUGGUGGAGGCACAUCCAGUUGCCCUGCCAGUUGCUCCCAGUCCUCAUUACAUCAGCAGCAGCAGCAGCACCUCCGUCUCAGUCCUCUUGAGUCCUCCUGACCCUCACCCCUAAUACAUCACCCCUCUCCCCCUUUUUGCUGUGAUAUAAGCUACUGUGGAAGCUCCCAAAUGCCCCUUCCCCUCCUCCGCCUUCCACUUUUAGCCCAAGGAUGAGGCAUGAUAGCAUAGAGAGAGAGAGAGAGGCAGAAAAGAAACAGCAAGAUAAGAAGGACAAAGGAAAAGGGCGGUGGAGCAUAAAGAUAAAGUCGGGAGGGGAAAGACGAGAAGGAGGAGUGUGAGCAAGAGAAGGAAGAGAAAUGAAAGGGAGGAAGAGGAGGUAGAGGAGAAGAAGGAGGAGGAGGAGGGAGGCAGGGUAAUUAGGGCUGUUUCCUGAUUAAGAGCUCAGUGGAAGGGAGGCCCCCAGAGGAGGCGCGGAGCAGCGCUGUGGGAGCGCCAGCCAGGAGCACUGAUACCACACAAUCGAUUCAUUAGCCAGACAGUGGAAGCCUUAAUGAGGCUGACGCCGCAGCUCACUCUCCCCAGCGAGAGGUGUCAGGAGCUAGGGAACGAUGACGCUCUGAGAUGGAGGGAGGGGGCGCUUCAGAUAUCCACAUACACUGACAUGAAACGGAGACCUGCUCACACACAUACAAGGUGCACGUCAUUGAGCCAGAAUACACACACACACACUUGGAUACACCCCCUUGAGGUAAUCGUAGGAAGAAAGAAAUACACACACAACACACAGAGCACCCAAUUAAACAUUCAUCGCCUCUCUCCCCAUCUUACUGCUUAAUAUCUAUUUUAUUUUGGUCUGACAAAGGCAGCAUCUAAUGAGCAGCGGAGUCAAUGGGAUUCUCCCAGGGCCGAGAGACACAAACAGAGAACAUCAGGCAAGCUGUUCCCUCUAAUUCCUCUGGAUUGUUCUCCUGACACCGGGCGCUGCACUCACUCUCAUUAAAGGCACUGUCAGCUAGAUGAAGUAGCAGCAUGGCAACUUCACUGUAAGGCAGACAAGAGGGCAAAUUAACACCACCCGAUUACGCUAUCAUCAGCAGCCAACUAAGCAGCGACUAAUCCUAUUCCUGUCAAAUUUUAUGCAACUAGUUGCUGUUUUCAUUUACAAACCAGAUGAGAUUACAUGUUUAUCGGAGCCAUCUCUGCCUGCCUGCUGAUGCGUUAGUGUUCAAAGUGUUCUGGCUAAAUCUUCUUUGAUAAGCUAUUGAUUGCUAUUAAUUGAGAUGCUAAACACCUUAAAGGAAAAGUUUCACAUUUUGUGAAAUAUGUUUAUUCACUUUCUUACUGAGAUUUAGAUGAAAAGAUUGAUACCACUCACAUGUGUGUAUGCUAAGACUAAAGGCAACACCAGCAGCCUGCUUAUUUAGUUUAGCAUAAGGACUGGGAAAGAGCUAGCCUAGUGGUAAAUGAAUGUAAUAAAUUCCACCUAUCAGCUCAUCUGAGCUCACAACAUUAUAGGUUGUUUGUUUAUUCCAUACAAAUGCCUAAGUGUAAAAUUAACCAAUCAUAUUUUGGUUGGGACCAGUUGCCUGGCAACCGUAGGAGACUCCACAAAGUUACUGGUUCUAACCAAGAAACAGUCCCCCCGUAAAACUGUGAUUUGCCUUUUUUAGGGUUUACUUUUUGUGGGGUCAUUCAACCAACAAAAUAUAACAUUUUAAUCUGUGUGCUUUAGAGGUGCUGGUUGGUGGAUUUUCUUUUUUUUUCACUUUCAGAUGGAGCCAGUUUAGCUGUUUUCAAUCUGCAUGCUAAGCUUAGUGAACCAGCUGCUGGCGAGCUUCAUGUUUAGCAUACAGGUAUGUGGGUGGUAUCUUCUCAUCACACUAAUUCUAGGCACGAAAGUGAAUACACAUAUUUCCCAAAACCCUUUUCUCUAAACCUGAUUCUUUUCAUUUCUCCCUGUAUCAUACUCCAAACUGGCAGGCAAACUGUAUAUCAGAGCUCUCUGCUUUUGUAGAACAUGCAUCACCAGUGUGUAGACUUAAAAAAAAAAGGCACAUUUCAAGCUUUUCUUUUAUUACUCAUUUAUUUCAGUAUUUUUUAUGAAUAGUGAUUGCUCGUCUUAUGAUAUGUUUAUGUAUUGGGGUUGCCUAUGACUGCGUUCCGGGUUUGGGAAAGCAAACAGAGAGGGAUGCACUCACACAUGGAGACAUACAAAAAAAAAAAAUUUUUUUCUAUUUUUAUCCUUGGUGGUGGUGACAGGCAGAGGGCAUACAACAUCAGCAAACCCAUGUGAUGAGAAAAAAAUCAGAACCUCCAUUUGGGAGAAAAGUUCCUCUGUCUACUGUUUGUUGUUUUUGUUUUAUUCCCCUUUUACAAAAGUGGUAGUGAACGUACUUGAGUCUGUUUUCUGUCCUUAUUGUGUAAUUAUUCUACAUUUCUGUUGAGUCUGUUGUCAAUGUACAGCAGGCAUCGGCUGCAACAUGACGAUACAGAUUUAGCCAUCAAAGAGGUCCCACCUUAUACUGCAUGCUUGCUGAACUGAAACUCCACUCAUGCUGAGAGAACGAGAUAAAUCAGAUUUUAUUCCAUAGGUACAAUUAAUGGUCUCACUUUCAUAGUUUUACAGAAGGAUGAAUCUUACAUUACAGUAUGCAGUUAAGUUCAGCUUUAAAAAGUCAAGAUGUGUCCAUGUUUCUCGCUGCAGUGCUAAUGCAGGAUAGAAUUAUGAGGGACUUCUACAAUGGCUACUGUACCAGCGAGGAGUCAGAGAUCAUCUGUACAGUUUAAUGCCUUUGCCUGUCUCUUUCCCUUUCUGCCUGUCAGCCACAGGCAAACCUAAAUGAUAUUCUCAUACACAAGCUUGUAUACUACUCAGAAUGAUGCUGUAUAAUGGCUAUGCAUUUGGUGGUAUAGCGUGAAUAUCUGGGGACAUUGUAUUUGAUACUCUUCUUUAACUGUCAGUAAUGCCUCUCCCCUGCCUGUGCUUUGUAUGUUUCAACAAUAUAAAAACUUUUUUCCCUCCGUUUUUGUUUUACAAGCUCAUGUUUAGUUUCUCUUUUAAAAAGCCAAGGAACUUUUUUUUUAAUGCACUGUGUCUUCCCUCCUGAUGCAUUUCCCAUGUGCUGUACAAGAAAUACUAUGUGUGAUAAAUAAACCAAACUUCUGUUCAUCCUUU
This is a messenger RNA of Toxotes jaculatrix (banded archerfish), 6423 nucleotides long. It is a transcript of the gene tle2b, whose product is annotated as TLE family member 2, transcriptional corepressor b. Gene Ontology annotation, biological process: regulation of DNA-templated transcription; negative regulation of canonical Wnt signaling pathway. Gene Ontology annotation, molecular function: transcription corepressor activity; protein binding. Gene Ontology annotation, cellular component: transcription regulator complex; nucleus. The transcript has 20 exons. NCBI's taxonomy places the organism in Eukaryota, Metazoa, Chordata, Actinopteri, Toxotidae. Bases 881 to 3190 code for a protein of 769 amino acids. The record is from RefSeq and is a predicted model, not a curated record.